Camelus dromedarius (Arabian camel) is the source of this 5695-nucleotide messenger RNA. RefSeq names its product membrane associated ring-CH-type finger 1 (gene MARCHF1). Gene Ontology annotation, biological process: antigen processing and presentation of peptide antigen via MHC class II; immune response; protein polyubiquitination. The coding region runs from base 113 to 1747 and encodes 544 amino acids. The record is from RefSeq and is a predicted model, not a curated record. Gene Ontology annotation, molecular function: zinc ion binding; ubiquitin protein ligase activity; MHC protein binding. The transcript has 8 exons. Gene Ontology annotation, cellular component: early endosome membrane; lysosome; late endosome membrane. Lineage: Eukaryota; Metazoa; Chordata; Mammalia; Artiodactyla; Camelidae.
UCCCCGCACGGGAGGCAGCCAGCAAUGGGAGAAGUUCCAUGGGCAGAAACAAAGAGAAGAACAAGGAAGGCGAGAAUUACAGAAAUUGAAAAGGGAUAAGAGGAAGGAGAAAAUGCUGGGCUGGUGUGAAGCGAUAGCCCGUAACCCUCGCAGGAUCCCCAACAGCACACGGACCCCCGAGGGCUCGGAGGAGUGGGCGGACGCCGCGCAAACGUCCACACUGAAUGACAAAUCCCCAGGGCGAUCUGCAAGUCGAUCAAGUAAUAUUUCAAAAGCCAGCAGCCCAACGACAGGGACAGCUCCCAGGAGCCAGUCACGGUUGUCCGUCUGUCCAUCCACUCAGGACAUCUGCAGAUCUGCCGUCUUACAUGACUUGUCAGAAGCGGCCUUUGAGCAAAGCACCCCUGUCACGGUGCUGGGCCCUGCUAGGAAGGAGUCUGGUCAGAAAUCAGUCAAACGGAGGCUGAGGAGGAGGAGGAGGAGGAGGGUGGCGGACAGACACGAGUGUGCAGAAGAACGAGCCACAGGGAGGAGAAAGGAUGUUCACCUCCAGAUCUCCAGCCCUCGAUGGAGGGAGACCGACACAGAUUCGUCAGACUCCACCACCGCAGACGAGAGUCACUGGAUCCAGGCAAAGAGAGCAGCCCAAGUGAAGUUCCACCUGGCACGGAGGAGGAGGAGAAUUAGAAACAAACCAAGUGGCAACUUGGAUGAGUCCUCUGCUGCUGGUGGAAUUGAGCCAGGAGAUGUGGGAUCCCAGGGUCAGGCGCCAGCACGGCUGACGGAGGGGGAGAGCUCCUUAAGUCUCCACAGGGGAGAAGGCACCAGGUACCAAGAAUGCGGUCCUUCCCUGCUGGGAGGGGCCUCUGAGAUGAAGAGACCCUUAAGAAGCCAUGAGGGAAGCAAAGGCAGGUCCCGCCACCGGGGUCGUCAGCGCCUGCCUGGUCUCGGGCAAAGUGAAACAAUCAAGAAAAGGUUUUCAGAGACAGAUUCCAGCCCUGAAACACCAGCAGCGAAAGAAGGGGGCAAGUUUGUGGACGAUGCUGGGUCCCAGGUGAAUAACCCUGCCCAGAAGCCUCCCGCCACCCACCAGGACGGGUCUGAGGAUUUAGAAGCGUGCAGGAUCUGCCACUGCGAAGGGGAUGAGGAGAGCCCCCUCAUCACGCCCUGUCGCUGCACCGGCACCCUGCGCUUCGUGCACCAGUCCUGCCUCCACCAGUGGAUCAAGAGCUCGGACACACGCUGCUGCGAGCUGUGCAAGUACGACUUCAUCAUGGAGACCAAGCUGAAGCCGCUCCGGAAGUGGGAGAAGCUGCAGAUGACCACGAGCGAGAGGAGGAAGAUAUUCUGCUCUGUUACGUUCCACGUCAUCGCCAUCACCUGCGUGGUCUGGUCUUUGUACGUGCUGAUAGAUCGGACGGCGGAGGAAAUCAAGCAAGGCAACGACAAUGGUGUCCUUGAAUGGCCAUUUUGGACAAAACUGGUUGUGGUGGCCAUUGGCUUCACAGGAGGGCUGGUCUUCAUGUACGUACAGUGCAAAGUCUACGUCCAGCUGUGGCGCAGGCUGAAGGCCUACAACCGCGUCAUCUUUGUGCAGAACUGCCCAGACACGGCCAAGAGACUGGACAAGAACUCGUGCACCGUGAACACGGACGCCAAGGAGGCCGGGGUCGUGCCUGUGUCACAAACGGGAACCAACUCACUGCCGUCUGCGGAGGGCAGCCCCCCGGAAGUCAUACCGGUGUGACGGGGCCGGCCGGGACUGCGUCCCUGAGAGCACGGUCUGGCCCUCGGCUACCACAGUUGACAGCCGUGAUCCUGAGCUCGUCACCCUCUCUCUCUCCUCUCCUCUCUCUGACUCAUUUGUCCUUACUUUGCUCAAAAAGGAAAGGAGAGGAACCAAGUGACCAGGAUCCCACGAAGCAGUUACCAAGUGUGAACAGGAAACUUGGCAGGUCUGCUGGCAAAUGACUUCUGAGACAAUUAAUCAAGAACCACUAGCACAAGGGACGCUUUUAGGAAAGGAGGAGACUAAGUGAACAGACCCGAGUCUUCACAGCGCAGGGAGAGUUCACGAGGACAGACUAGAACCGCAACGUCGGUUUCUUCUAGGGCCCCGUACUGUUAACUAUCUCAUCUGGGAAUAACAAACACAUUUGGUUUUCAGCUUGAAACUGUCUGCACUAUCCCUGAGGCACAUCAGAAGCAAACUUGGAAGACGUGCAUUUUGAUACUCACACUUUUGACAGCUAACAGGUUUUACGGCUAUAGUGGAGUCCAGUUGUUGUGACAGACGCAUGUUUUUAAAAUAGAUGCAAUACACACUUGGAAGAUGUCAGUACUUGGAAUUAUGUUUAAAUCAGCAACAGUAGAUUUUUCAGAGAUUUUUGGGUUCAGUUAGCUCUGUUAAAUACCCACGGAAGUCCUGCACUUCACCUAGUCUCUCUAAACCAGUGCUAUCAGACAGAAAUAUUAUGUGACCCACAAAUGCAGGGCCACAUGUGCAAAUUAAAUAUUUUCUAGUAGCCCCACUAGAAAAAGUAAAAAUAGGUGAAAUUAAUUUUGAUACUAUAUUUUAUUUAACACUAUAUACCCAAGUUAUCCUUUAAUUAUCAACGUAAAAAUUAUUGAGAUAUUUUACGUCUUAUUUUAUGAACCAAGUCUUCAAAAUCUAGUAUGUAUUUUGUCCUUACAGCGUAUCUCAAUUCAAAUUAACCACACUGGAUGGUGCAGCCCAAAAAUCAGAGAUAGAGCCUCUGCUUCGUCUAAUGGUUGACUACUUCAAAACGGCAGCUUAAUUCAUCUUAUAUUCAAAAUAUCACAAAUGUUAUGAUUUUACAGAGCAUUAAAUUAAUCAAAUCAAAUAUCCUGGUUGACGAGUUAGAUGAAGUUACUGUUUCUCUGAAGAGCGAAAAAACAAAAGGUACAAAGCAAUCGGCCUGUGGCAAAGUUCUGAAAUUAACUUAUUUGCUACUAUGAGGCACUUAUGAUAGGGAGAAUAAAAAUUAAAUAUUUUUAAGUCAAACGUACUGUUUUUUAAUCCACAUAAGGCAUGAAAUUGAUGGAUGAGUAGUCAUGACCAAGCAUUCAGACUUCACUUUAAAAAUCCGACAGUAUUUAUUUCCUUUUGCUCAUCUGGGAAACAAAAACAUUCAACAGACUCUGUGAUAAUAAAUUGAGUUGUUUAGGUUUGACAGUUCAGUCGAUUAUUGUAUUCUUUGCAUAUCCAUGUAAAACUGAAGUGUGAGUAAUAUUGCAGUGAGCUGGAUUAAUGAUUAUAAAUACAGUGACCUGUCAAAGAAAGAUGUCUUACGUAUAACAAGGUGAUUUACUUUUGUUAGCUGUCCUAUUUAUUAUUGUGAAAAGGCGACCACGAUGGACACAGAACCAAAGCCUGGGUAUCGCACUGCACAAAUCUGGGGAUCACACUGAUGCACUUUGUAACUGAGGGUGCUUGUUCUUCACAGGUAUCAUAGGAAAAAGGAAAAAGAAAUUACCUUCCACUGAGGAGAAAGAGGCUACAGCAUUAGUAGUGGCUGACACUGAAUCCCAGUAGUCCCAGUUCCUAGAAAUAAAGCAAAGGUCAACAGCGUGAACUGUGUGUGUGUUGGGGGGGUGGGGGGAGCAUGUGUGUGUGUGUGUUCCUGUAUAUACACGAGAAAGACGUCAAGGUGUUCAGUCAGGCAGGAAACAAAAGUUUAAAACCCAUCUUCCUUAAAACUUGUUGUAGAAACACGGACUGAAGGCACAGGAAAAACUAGGUUGAGGUAACUAAACUGGACCAAAAUUUCUGCACAUAAUGGUGUAAUAAAAAGUAUUACGAACCUUAAACAAACUACACUUUGUAUGAACUUCUUUCAUUUCCAUUCUCAAGGUUUAAAGAUAAAUACACUGAUGGAUCACGAAGCUUUGGGUGAUGGAACCUUGGAACCUCACCCAAGGGACUGACCAUGACUCAUUUUUUUCUGACAAUUUUCCCAAGCAUUUUCCUAACCCAUUUUUCUUGAGGUUCAGCAAUGGCAACAUGUGUUUACAAACAUUCCCCAGGGAACAAAGUCUAGUCACCAGCAAAAAAACAUUGACUUCCAUUUUGUUUGCUCUGUAAGGAAAAGGAUUAUUUAUCUGAAUUACACCAAAAAUACAAUUUAAAUUCUGUACAAACCUUAGCAUAGCUCAUUUCACAGCAGGAGAUGACCAGCUAAAAUCAGGCCUCAUUUAUUAAGGGAUACACUGAACACUAAGAAGUUCUAGGAUGAAAAAUAAAAACACGCAUUACUGUCUUAAUAAAAGAUGAUACCUAAAUUCUCAAAAUUAACUUGAAUGGGCUUUGACUUUCUGGAAAUGAGGAAAUAAUACAGCUCCCUAAGAGAUUAAAAACUCAGCAUUAUUCUGCCCUUCCUCUCACUUUUUUAAAUCCUAAACUCCUGAAUUUAAAUCUGUAAAAGGUUUUCCUGCAAUGGCUGCUCAUGGUUCAAACAAUAUGAAAUAACUAUGUAUGUUUAAAACUUGAUGUUGAUCAUUUUCUUUUAUAUUCUGUGUGGCAACAGUACAGUGAACGGGCUUGGCUCUGAAAGAGCUUUUGUGGACUGGAUAUGCCUUUCGAAAAAAACUUCUCUCCAGAAUGACAGUAUUUUGAAGCACAUUUUCUUGCUCAUCUAAGAAAUAAACUGGAAUUGAAACAAAGGAAUGAAAUUGAAGAAUAAACGUACAGCUCUGCUAAAACCUUGGCUUUUUAUAAUCAUGAAUCUGUGGUAUUAUCAAUACCACAAAACAGACAAUUAUGCUGUUAAAUUUUUUUUAAAGAACUGUCAUUUUUAUUGUAUAAAAUCAAAGAUUAAAUUGAAAUUGUAAAGAAAAUGAAAUCCAGUUACUGUUUUUUUUUUUUAAGUGAAGCCAAAAAGGCAAAUAAGUUCAAAUAUAAACACAAACAAGACAAAAAUGAUUCCCAGCCCUGGGAUAUAUAGCGGUGGAGAAACUGAAGGAAGAUAGGAUGUACAUACCCGUCUUCCUUCUCUCUCUCUGUAUCUAUGUAUGAAGGAGUCUUCCCAAGUGCCCCGGGAUUCAGUCUCCCUCUGAGCUGCUGUUAGAUGUGAUUACAGAGAUGGCCUCAUAGUUACAUUUAUCUUGUUUUGCAGAAGGUCCUAAAAUAUUUAUUUUUGGGCUGGAAAAUUAGCUCAUUAGAGCAAUGACAUCACUAAGAUAUUAUGAUUGUCAUGGAGGGGAGGGGGGAAGACUGGUCCCUCUGCUGGACAGCUCAGCUCUCCCGGCCGAGCCAAUGAAUAUUUUGGAACAAAGCAGAGCUCUUAAAACUUCUAAUUACCAUUAUUGUAGUUGUUACCUGGUGAUUGCUUACGACUUACACUUUAAUUAAGAAAGAUGAGAAACUUUUUUCUUUCCCGACGUCAGCCCAAAGGUGCUAUUUUACAUAUCGACAGCUGACAGGGAGCACUGUUAUCUUGGGCUGCAGUGUUUCCUCCACAUCUGAAGAAAGCCCAUUUGAAACUGCAUUAAAACAAACAAGGAAAGACGAUUCUACCUGUGUGCAAUUUCGGGGACUGAGCAUUUGUACUCCUUUUGGUCUUACCUAAGUCUCUUGCAUUAACAGUUUACUGUUUUUGUGCAUAAUGUGUACUAAGAAAAAUUAAGGAAAAGAAUUACCUGUGAACGACUCUGUACAUUAAACAAGUGACCCAAA